Molecule: messenger RNA, 1758 nt
Organism: Rubroshorea leprosula
Lineage: Eukaryota; Viridiplantae; Streptophyta; Magnoliopsida; Malvales; Dipterocarpaceae
Source: the annotation of a GenBank genome assembly
GAUCGAUCAUUAAGCUUUUUCUCUCUAUAUAAAUAUCAUCACCCGCAACUCCUCUCUUUCCUCCUCGUUCUUUCCUCUUCGAAUAUCCCGAUCCUUCCCUAUAGCUGCCGUUCAUUUCUCUGUAUCUCUCAGUUAAAGCCAUGGAGAAAGCGAUCAACAGGCAGCGUAUCUUGCUCCACCAUCUCAACCCUUCUGCUUCUUCUUCCCCCAACAAUUACGAUUCCGCCAUUUCUGCAUCAGCAUGUUUAGCUGGGGAUAGCGCUGCGUAUCAGAGGUCUUCUGUGUUUGGAGACGACGUGGUGAUAGUCGCAGCACAUAGAACUGCCAUUUGCAAAUCUAAGCGUGGCGGCUUCAAGGAUACUCAUCCUGAUGAUUUGCUUGCACCUGUUUUGAGGGCAUUGAUAGAAAAGACCAAUCUGAACCCAAGUGAAGUCGGAGACAUUGUUGUGGGUACAGUGUUGGCACCAGGAUCUCAAAGAGCAAGUGAAUGCAGGAUGGCUGCAUUCUAUGCUGGCUUUCCUGACACUGUGCCUGUCAGAACAGUUAACAGGCAAUGUUCAUCUGGGCUUCAGGCUGUUGCUGAUGUAGCUGCUGCCAUUAAAGCAGGGUUUUAUGACAUUGGUAUUGGGGCUGGGUUGGAAUCCAUGACCUCUAAUCCAAUGGCUUGGGAAGGCUCAGUCAAUCCAAGGGUAAAGAGCAUGGAGCAGGCGCAGAACUGCCUGCUUCCUAUGGGAAUUACUUCUGAGAAUGUUGCACAUCGUUUUAGUGUGACAAGGCAGGAGCAGGAUCAGGCUGCAGUUGACUCUCACAGGAAAGCAGCUGCUGCUACUGCUUCUGGUAAAUUUAAGGAUGAAAUAAUCCCUGUCAAAACCAAGAUUGUUGACCCAAAAACUGGGGAUGAGAAACCUGUCACCAUUUCUGUUGAUGAUGGGAUUCGACCAAAUGCUUCACUGUCAGAUCUUUUGAAGUUAAAGCCUGUGUUUAAGAAGGAUGGGAGCACUACUGCUGGGAAUUCUAGCCAAGUGAGUGAUGGUGCUGGGGCUGUUCUACUCAUGAAGAGAAGUGUUGCCAUGCAAAAAGGGUUACCCAUCCUUGGUGUUUUCAGGACUUUUUCUGCAGUUGGUGUGGAUCCUGCCAUCAUGGGUGUUGGCCCAGCUGUUGCAAUUCCGGCUGCAGUUAAAGCUGCAGGGCUUGAACUCGAUGAUAUUGAUCUUUUUGAGAUAAACGAGGCAUUUGCAUCUCAGUUUGUGUAUUGCCGCAAGAAGCUGGAUCUUGAUCCUGAAAAGAUCAAUGUCAAUGGAGGUGCAAUUGCAAUUGGGCAUCCUUUGGGUGCAACAGGUGCUCGCUGUGUUGGCACGCUCUUGCAUGAAAUGAAGAGACGUGGCAAAGACUGCCGUUUUGGAGUGGUGUCAAUGUGCAUAGGCACAGGAAUGGGUGCAGCAGCUGUCUUUGAGAGGGGUGAUGGCGUAGAUGAGCUCUGCAACGCCCGGAAAGUUGAAACCCACCAUCUCCUAUCCAAGGAUGCUAAGUAGGACAUCAUUUUGCAAUACCUGUUGCAAUUACCUAGUCACCAAGCUAAAUUGGUGGUGGAAAUUCUAAUAAAAGCAGCGCAAUAAGUUAGUUUUUGUUUUUACUAGAAAACUGAACGAAAUUCAGGACAUGAUGGAUCUUGAUUUUUAUAGUAUUAAAUAUUUUAUUAUUUGCCCAUCAAUGUAUUAAUACAAAAUUCGGUUUUGUUGCACCUUGUUUAUCUACUCA